AUUACUAAUCAAAGGACAAAGUAACGAGGAAUUUUUAUCGAACGAAUACACUUUUAAAAAUUCAUUUCGUUAUAUGAUAUCGAUAAGAUUUUGUAGUCUAUGUAGAAAGCCUAAGAAAUAGCGUCGCUAUCGAUAAGUCGACUGUUUUAUAUCGAUAUUGCCGUUAUACUCACUUUUCAUUGAGUUGAUUUUCCUUUAUAUCUGACACAAGCUUUUUAUACAAAGUUUUUUUAACAAUGAUUUAACAACGUCUGAAAUGAAUCAUUAAAUUGAAAGUAUUUUGAAAAGCAGUUUGAAGAAUACGUGUGUUAGGUAUUCUAAUGCAAAUAAACAAAUUCUGCUGUGUUUUUAUUCUUUUGCGUGUUAAAAUUAAAAAAGGUACAAUAAAUAAACGAAAGAUGAGGGAUUUAUCGUUAGAUCUAAUCUCAUUAGACGCUUGUAUGAUCUAUGCAGAUGAUACUAGCUGGCCGCGUAUGGGCAAAAUUUGUAAUGCAUAGGCAGCCGUCCAUAGUCAUCUCUAAGCUGAGAAAACGCUGGUAUGAGUCCAUGUCGGGGAACUUUGCUGGGCAAAAAAUUUUAACGCAAACUAGUAUUCUCGUGCAGGAGGGUCCCGAAAUACAGGAAGUACCGUUAAUUGUCAGAAAAAUCAAGGAUAUCGAGGCAAUGUGUAACGGUACAAAUAAAAAGAAGCUCUCUUCUGUGAAUUCUGGUUACAAGCUGUCCAAUACAUCUAAGAAGGACGAACAGUCUACGCUAAAUAAUGUAUCAAACAUCACAAAUAUUCCAAGUAACUCCAAAGUGAAAAAUAAACCACUGAAUCGAAGAAUAGACAUUGAAACCGACGAAGGAACCGCAGUACUGUUUUGUUCUGAUCUCGAAUGCCUUAAAGAUUCUGAUAUAGAAGAGGUUCUACAGGAAUUGCAGUCGUUCGACACAGUCGACGGAGUAUACUCACUGUUAGAGAACAAGGUCGCGCAUGAGAUUAACUGCAGGGUAGCUUUGGAAGGACUGAAGAAAGUUAUUGAGUUGGAGAAUAGUUGGAACAAGCAAAAGUAUAGCAAAGUGCAGAAAAAUAGGCAAUCGGAAAUCGACAUCAGUGCUAAAGAUAUUGUUAUGAAACAGUUGAUUAAAUUAAUUAUUAAUAGUCACGACAGCGAGAUGAUACUACAGGGACUUAUAGCAUUGAAGAAAGAUAAAGUUAAUCCGCCUAGAAACGUGUACAGAGAUUGGAUGUGCGACGAGGCUCUGAGUCGUGCUGCGGAUGGAGAGUUUACACCUGCCCAGCUGAUAAAUGUUAUCAAAAUUUUGUCGACUUACAAGGAUCUUAAAUAUCAUAAAGCUAUCGAUACUUUGUGGAUUGGUAUUUUGCUCAGGGAACAAGAGAUUAAUUCUCAUUCACUGGUAGCAUUGUUUAAAACUCUGAAAUAUUUUAAUCAGAGUAAAAACAUGGUGAAGAUUAUUCUCGAAAGAAAACUUUCUGAUCAUUGGUUAAAAUUAACAGGCACACAAAUUGCGGAAAUAUUGGACUGUUUUCAUGACGAUGUCUUUGCAACGAGAUGUUUAAUAAAUGCCAGCAAAUGGGCAAGUAUAAGUAUGAGUACAUCCAGCGAAAAGGACUUGAUAAAUUUCAUACGUAGUCUAACUUCGAAAGACUACAUCGAUCUUAGAAUAGAAAACACUUUGCAGGAAUAUUUGAAAUCUAAAGCAUUGCAAAUCGAAGAUUCGAAUUUAAUAGCCACGAUUAUGAAUUAUUGUAAAAUUCUGCAGGUCAGAAACGAACAGAUUUUGGCAGAAUGCGGGGAAUACUUCAUAAAACAGAGUACGAAUAUUCCAACUCACUUACUGCCAUCCAUUCUCACACCAUUUGGAUUGUUGUACGUACAGCCACCAAGUCCCAGUAAAUUUUGGGAAACUUUCAAUGAAGUAUUGUCAUUGAAAUUUCAUGAUUUAAAGCUGGACGAUGCUUUGGACAUUCUUAUUUCUUGCACGUAUCUAGAAAAAUACCCUGUGAAAUUUUUAGAUAAGAUAUUCGUCUCGCAGUUGCUUCACAAGCUUCAUUUAAGAAAUCAUUCUGUUUUCUUCAAUCAUAUAAAGAACAAAUUGAAGCUGUUGGAUGCCACUAUGUCUUUAGAGUGCAAGGAUUAUCAAGACUUGCAUCUCCCUUCGAGAAAGAUAGACAAACCAUUGUUCUUGGAUGCACGAAUCAGAAGAACAGUAAAUAUGAUAUAUCAGCCGUUAGCGUCUUUAGUAGGGGGAGAACACAAAUUAAGUAAAAACGUGAUCUUGAAUCGAUUACCAGUUAUAAGUUUUUAUAUGCUCGAUAUACUGAUACAUCCCUUCAUGGUAUCCACUCCAAUCUUUCAUUUGAACGAAUCGAAGAAAGAUACAAACACUGCAGUUUUAAUUUAUUUACCAGAAUAUUAUUGUAGAAAUACGCGUCACUUGAUAGGGCCUCAAAUAAUGAGGAAGAGACAUAUCAGGAAAUUGGGAUUUCGAGUUGUGACGUUGGACUAUGUUGUAUUGCAGGAACUUUGGAGUCAGUCUGAUAAAUUGUCGUCUUAUUUAUUAGAAAGUUUAGGUAGAGCAGAGGAUGCUUUAUAACAACGAAACAUUGAAAUUUCAAAAUAUAAUCUUAUUUGCUUCAGAAGAAAUUAUACUAAUAAUCUACUAACUAAAAUAUGUUGCGCGAUGUAUGAAAUAAAAUGUUUUAUAAAUGAUAACCGAAUACUUUUUUGUAAAAUAAAUUACAAAAAUUCAUUAAGAUAUGUUUAUCGACAAUUUGUCGAAUACAUUAUAAUUUAU
This is a messenger RNA of Hylaeus anthracinus, 2802 nucleotides long. RefSeq names its product FAST kinase domain-containing protein 3, mitochondrial-like. NCBI's taxonomy places the organism in Eukaryota, Metazoa, Arthropoda, Insecta, Hymenoptera, Colletidae. Bases 448 to 2601 code for a protein of 717 amino acids. The record is from RefSeq and is a predicted model, not a curated record. The transcript has a single exon. Gene Ontology annotation, biological process: regulation of mitochondrial mRNA stability.